This is a messenger RNA of Penicillium waksmanii, 3165 nucleotides long. Its product is annotated as putative phosphatidylserine decarboxylase Psd2. The record is from RefSeq and is a predicted model, not a curated record. Gene Ontology annotation, molecular function: calcium ion binding; phosphatidylserine decarboxylase activity. The transcript has 8 exons. NCBI's taxonomy places the organism in Eukaryota, Fungi, Ascomycota, Eurotiomycetes, Eurotiales, Aspergillaceae. Gene Ontology annotation, biological process: phospholipid biosynthetic process. The coding region runs from base 1 to 3165 and encodes 1054 amino acids.
AUGGUCCGCCUGCCACUCCCGCAGCGCCUCAGCUCGCACCUCUCCGCCAGAAGUGCGAGCUCAACACCGGGACAGAGCAGGAGUACCAGUCCCUUGAGAUCGAAUGAACCCAAGCCUCUAUUGCUCAAGGUGACCGUCAUCAAGGGUCGAAAUCUGGCUCCCAAGGAUCGAGGUGGCACAAGUGAUCCGUAUUUGGUGGUCACAUUGGGAGACGCCAAACAGUCCACCCCAACAAUAUCCAAAACCCUGAACCCGGAAUGGAACGUGUCGUUUGAAAUGCCCGUGCUGGGCGUCCCACUGUUGGAAUGUAUCUGCUGGGAUCACGAUCGAUUUGGCAAGGACUACAUGGGCGAGUUCGAUAUCGCGUUGGAAGACAUCUUUCAGGAUGGGCAGGUUUGCCAACAGCCCAAAUGGUACAAUCUCAAGUCGAAACGACUUUCCAGUCGCUCCACCCGAAAGAAGAAGAAGAAGGACAGCAAUGUGUCGGGCGAAAUCCUGCUCCAGUUCUCUCUUUCCGACUCUGCCUUCCCCGGAGCCUCGCCCACGGACACAUAUCGCAAGUUUAGAAACUUGGCGUGCAUUGGUGAGGAGGAUGACCCGUUGGAUCAGAUACCUACCGCCGACCUGGACGAGCUGGACCUGGACGAGGAGACCUCCGACGAAACCGACGAUCAGACUAAGCCCGAGAUUGUCGAGAAGCGUCGGAGGCGGUUGCGACUGGCUCGUUUGCGCCGCAAAUCCUUGGCUGCACGCGCAUAUCAAUUCUCGGGAUCAGGGACCGGUGUUCAGGGUAUUAUGUUUAUGGAGAUCGUCAAAGUCACUGAUCUUCCCCCUGAGAAAAACGUGACACGAACUUCAUUUGACAUGGAUCCCUUCGUGGUUACCUCUCUGGGGAGGAAAACACUUCGAACCCCCGUCGUGCGCCACAACCUAAAUCCCAUUUACCAUGAGAAAAUGGUCUUCCAAGUUAUGCGGCACGAGCAGAACUAUCUAAUCAGCUUCACGGUAAUGGACCGGGACAAGUUUUCAGGCAAUGACUUUGUCGCCUCCGCGAGCUUCCCAUUGCAAUCCCUCAUCCAGUCUGGUCCUGAAACCGACCCCGAGACAGGUCUGUAUCAUUUUGUAGAGUUGGAUGAGCCUAGCCCGGCGGCAAAGUAUAGUCCUCGCUUUGCCGUCAGCCCUUCGCCAUCUUCAUCAAAUCUUUCCAAGAUGAGCAGACCUGUAUUCAAGACCCGCAGCUCCUCGGCGUCCGUCACACAGUCCAUUGGUGACUUGGCCAACAAAGCACCUACAUCUGUCCCAGACGAGUUGUCCGGCGUCGACAGCAGCAGCAGUACCCUACAGAUUCCAAUCGCUUCGAGCGAGACAAUAGCAGACCCGCUUCCCAUACCGGACGAGGAGGGCCUGAGGGCGUACACGAUCCCCCUGACACUGAAGAAUCGAGAACGGUGGGAAGACAAGCACUCGCCCGAAUUGCAUGUCAAAGCGAAGUAUCUACCCUAUAGCGCUUUGCGCCAGCAGUUCUGGCUGUUGAUGCUCAGACAAUACGAUGCCGAUGACAGCGGUCGUAUUGAUAAGGUCGAAAUGACUACGAUGCUUGAUACUCUGGGUUCCACCCUGAAAGAAUCAACAAUCGAUAGCUUUUUCGACCGCUUCAGCACUGAGAACGAAACCAGCGAGACCGCUGAUCUCAGCUUCGAUCAAGCGGUGAUAUGCCUCGAAGACACCCUGCGCGCACUGCAGAGAAAGAACUCUGUCUCCUCCCUGCCGCCCCAGAGACCCCCCCCCUGGGACCCCGUCCCGACUUUGAAUAGUGAUGAGCAGCCCAGUUCGAACGAGGAAGACCUUCGCCCAGGCGAUCUAGCCGAUGAGAGAGGUGAGGAGCACGUCGUGGAGAUCCGCGAAUGUCCGCUUUGCCACCAGCCUCGUCUUUCGAAACGAUCCGAUGCGGAUAUUAUUACUCAUAUUGCAACAUGUGCCAGUCGUGACUGGCGCCAGGUCGACAAUCUCGUCAUGGGUGGAUUCGUGACUUCCAGUCAGGCUCAGCGCAAAUGGUACUCCAAGGUCAUUACGAAGAUCUCUUACGGUGGUUAUCGCCUUGGUGCCAACUCUGCCAACAUUUUGGUUCAAGAUCGUAUUACCGGCCAGAUUAACGAGGAACGUAUGAGUGUUUAUGUCCGACUGGGAAUCCGACUACUUUACAAGGGUCUCAAGAGCAGGGACAUGGAGAAGAAGAGAAUCCGUCGCGUUCUACGUUCGCUUAGUGUCAAACAGGGCCGAAAGUACGACGAUCCCGCCUCGGCCGCCCAAAUCAAGGACUUUAUCAAUUUCCAUCAAUUGGACAUGUCCGAGGUUUUGCAACCUAUUGAAAAGUUCCGUAAUUUCAACGAAUUCUUUUACCGCGCAUUGAAACCCGAGGCUCGUCCCUGCUCCGCCCCCGAUGAGCCCAAGAUUGUUGUAUCCCCCGCCGACUGUCGCUCUGUGGUCUUUGAUCGUAUCGACGAGGCGACUAGUAUUUGGGUCAAGGGCCGAGAGUUCUCCGUCGAAAGAUUACUUGGAAACGCCUACCCUGAAGAUGCGGCCCGAUACCACAACGGUGCGGUGGGUGUGUUCCGCCUUGCACCGCAAGACUAUCACCGCUUCCACAUCCCUGUUGACGGGGUGAUGGGUGAGCCGAAAACCAUCGAGGGUGAGUAUUACACGGUCAACCCAAUGGCCGUCCGCUCCGCGCUUGAUGUGUACGGCGAAAAUGUUCGUGUUCUUGUCCCUAUUGAUUCCGUUGCGCAUGGCCGUGUGAUGGUUAUCUGUGUUGGAGCCAUGAUGGUCGGUAGUACGGUCAUUACGCGCAAGGCUGGCGAGAAGGUUUCUCGAGCGGAGGAGCUUGGUUAUUUCAAGUUUGGUGGCUCUACUCUUCUCGUUUUGUUUGAAGAGGGAGUGAUCAAUUUCGACAAGGAUUUGGUGGAUAACUCCAGGGGUCGUUUGGAGACACUGAUUCGAGUCGGCAUGUCAGUUGGGCACAGCCCUGAUAUUCCUCAAUUCGAACCAGAUAUGCCCAAGGACGCAGAGAAUGUCACUCUCGAAGAUAUGGAAGAAGCCAAGCGGCGCAUUGAGGGUAGUUCGUCUGCCCCCCGUGAUCCUGCCCCGGUGGAUGCUGCGAUGCAAUGA